CUCACCUGCCCAUCCAUAAACUCUCCCGCUCCCCUGCCCAUCCAUGAACUCUCCCGCGCUCCUGCCCAUCCAUAAACUCACCUGCCCAUCCAAAAUCUCUCCCGCUCUCCUGCCCAUCCAUAAACUCUCCCACUCUCCUGCCCAUCCAUAAACUCUCCCGCUCUCCUGCCCAUCCAUGAACUCUCUCACUCUCCUGCACAUCCAUGAACUCUCCCGCUCACCUGCCCAUCCAUAAACUCUCCCGCUCUCCCGCCCAUCCAUAAACUCUCCCGCUCACCUGCCCAUCUAUAUACUCACCCGCUCUCCAGCCCAUCCAUAAACUCUCUCGCUCACCUGCCCAUCCAUAAACCCUCCAGCUCUCCUGCCCAUCCAUAAACUCUCCCGCUCACCUGCCCAUCCAUAAACUCUCCCGCUCUCCUGCCCAUCCAUAAUCUCUCCCGCUCAGCUGCCCAUCCAUAAGCUCUCCCGCUCUCCUGCCCAUCCAUAAACUCUCCUGCUCUCCUGCGCAUCCAUAAACUCUCCCGUUCUCCUGCGCAUCCAUGAACUCUCCCGCUCUCCUGCGCAUCCAUGAACUCUCCCACUCUCCUGCGCAUCCAUGAACUCUCCCGCUCACCUGCCCACCCAUGAACUCUCCCGCUCUACUGCCCAUCCAUAAACUCUCUUGCUCACCUGCCCAUCCAUAUACUCUCCCGCUCUCCUUCCAAUCCAUUAACUCUCCCGCUCACCUGCCCAUCCAUAAACUCUCCCGCUCUCCUGCGCAUCCAUGAACUCUCCCGCUCUCUUGCCCAUCCAUGAACUCUCUCUCUCUCCUGCGCAUCCAUGAAAUCACCUGCUCUCUUGCCCAUCCAUAAACUUUCCCGCUCACCUGCCCAUCCAUAAACUCUCCAGCUCUCCUGCCCAUCCAUAAACUCUCCCGCACACCUGCCCAUCCACGAACUCUCCCGCUCUCCUGCGCAUCCAUGAACUCUCCCGCUCUCCUUCGCAUCCAUGAACUCUCCCGCUCUCCUGGGCAUCCAUGAACUCUCCCGCUCACCUGCCCACCCAUGAACUCUCCCGCUCUACUGCCCAUCCAUAGACUCUCCCGCUCUCCUGCCCAUUUAUUAACUCUCCCGCUCACCUGCCCAUCCAUAGACUCUCCCGCUCUCCUGCCCAUUUAUUAACUCUCCCACUCACCUGCCCAUCCAUAAGCUCUCCCGCUCUCCUGCCCAUCCAUAAACUCUCUUGCUCACUUGUCCAUCCAUAAACUUUCCCGCUCACCUGGGCAUCCAUAAACUCUCCCGCUCUCCUCCCCAUCCAUAAAAUCUCCCGCUCACCUGCCCAUCCAUAAACUCUCCCGCUCUCCUGCCCAUCCAAAAACUCACCUGCCCAUCCAAAAACUCUCCGGCUCUCCUGCCCAUCCAUAAACUCUCUCGCUCACCUGCCCAUCGGAAAGCUAUCCCGCUCACCUGCCCAUCCAUAAACUCUCCCGCUCUCCUGCCCAUCCAUAAACUCUCUCGCUGAACUGCCCAUCCAUAAACCCACCCGCUCUGCUGCCCAUCCAUAAACUCUCCCGCUCUCCUGCCCAUCCAUCAUUUCGCCGGCUCACCUGCCCAUCCAUAAACUCUCCCGCGUGGCAUGGAUCACCUGCCGCACGCAAACCUCUCGCCCUGCUCUUAUGCCCCUCACAUGUCACGCCUCACACAAAAAUCCCCUUGGCUAUCCUUCAGGUCAGUGCCAUCCCGCACCCAUCUCCACUGAUCAUCCGACCUCCGCUUGUCGCACUCUGAGGGGCACUAGUGGUUGGCGGUUGUAGCGUCUGUUGGAAUAAUGACGCAUGCACCGUGUAAGAAAAUAAUCCAGAGACAUACCCAAAACAGGGAGACAGAAAUGUCAAACUAUAUAUUUAGAUAUAUAUAUUAUUUGUGUAGUCUUGGUAGAUGUGCUAUAUUACUGGAUCCUACUGUAGAGGGGACAACCCCCCCUUUUUGUAUCUCUUCCUCUUCUAGGCUUGCUUGACUGCUGCCAGCUGAUCGGAGUCCUUGGAGACGAGGAUCAUGUCGUCAACAUAGACGAGAAUAAAGAACGGCUUCUCGUUCUUGCGAAUGAAAAGGCUCGGAUCGGCGGCAGAAGGAUGAAAGUCGAGAGAGAGAGAGAGAGAGAGAGAGAGAGAGAGAGAGAGAGAGAGAGAGAGAGAGAGAGAGAGAGAGAAAGAGAGAGAGAAAGAGAGAGAGAACGAGAGCGAGAGAGGGAGAGAGGGAGAGAGAGAAGGAGAGGUAGUGUGACAGAGAGAGAGAGGGAGAGAGAGAGUAAGCGAGAGAGAGAGAGAGACAGAAAGAGAGAGAGGCAGAGGGGAAGAGAGAUUGAAAGAGAAGGGCAAAAAGAGAUAGAGGUUGAGAGAGAGAGAAAGAGAGAGAGAGAAACGAAGAGAGACAGAGAGAGAGAGAGAGGGAGAGAGAGAGAGAGAGAGAGAGAGAGAGAGAGAGAGAGAGAGAGAGAGAGAGAGAGAGAGAGAGAGAAAGAGAGAGAGAGAGAGACAAACAGAGAGACAGAGAGAGAGAGAGAGAGAGAGAGAGAGAGAGAGAGAGAGAGAGAGAGACAGAGAUAGAUAGAGAGAGAGCGACGUAAAGA
This is a messenger RNA of Closterium sp. NIES-67, 2607 nucleotides long. The record is from the annotation of a GenBank genome assembly. Lineage: Eukaryota; Viridiplantae; Streptophyta; Zygnematophyceae; Desmidiales; Closteriaceae.